Molecule: messenger RNA, 561 nt
Organism: Racocetra fulgida
Lineage: Eukaryota; Fungi; Glomeromycota; Glomeromycetes; Diversisporales; Gigasporaceae
Source: the annotation of a GenBank genome assembly
AAGCAGAAACUACCGGUGUUUUGGGUGUGGGUCAAGUUGAUGAUGAUGAAAAAGGAUACAUGUCAGAUGAAGACAAUGAAGGUUUUCGAACUGUUAUUGGACCAGAAACAAAAUCAAAGAAAAUAGUUGGUUCGCAAGACGUGCAAAAAGUAACUCCACACGAUAUAGAUGCUUUCUGGCUUCAACGUUUAGUUUCAAAUUAUUAUUCUGAUCCACAUACAGCCCAAGACAAAACAGCAAAAACUUUACAAAUUCUUGAGUCGGGAAUUAAUACGCGAGAUUGUGAAAAUGAGUUAAUGAACUUAUUUGAUUAUGACAAAUUCGAUCUUGUUAAAGUUUUAACUAGAAAUAGAGAAUUAAUUUUAUGGUGUACAAAACUCGCUAAAGCUGGUAAUGAGGGUAUAGAACGACAAAAUGUCGAACGUGAAAUGCGUGAACGUGGAUUAGAAUGGAUCCUUAAAGACCUUGGUGGCGAAAGAAUUCGUCGAGGUGAAGGUGCUGCACGAAAAGGUGUAGUCGAAGAUGCAAUGGAAAUUGAUGAAAAACCAGCUAUUGCGCAUG